AUGUGUCUUGGUGCCUUUUUCCAUGGCAUCUACGCCAUUGCGCGCAAUGGCCUGUGGGAUGAUCCCGCAGAGGCAGUGACAGGCAGCAUCUACAAACGAUUUCAGAAGGUGGUGGAGAGAAGCAACCUCAAAGAGGAUGCGGCAAUCUAUCUCACCUGGCGUUUCAGCUACCUGAUCUGCCACACAGUCUUCGCAAUCAUCUGGGGAGUUGCCUCAAUUCGGAGUUGGAUUCCAGAAAGGGCAUCCUACGACCAAAUGAUUGCGCAGUUUCCUAGCACGAUCCAAGCCAGCCGUUUUGAGACAUUCGUUACCCUGGUAUCUUGGUGGGAGCCCUUUCUGAAAUACGUGUGGGCCACGUCGUUCCUUCUCGUUCUCUGCGCUGUUGUCCUCGCGUCGCCUGCACUUGCUGUUCGGCACGCCACCUUGUCACGAAGACUGGUUUGGUUUUCCUGGGUUUGGAACUUCGUGACGCCUUUCAAAAUCCUGAUGGUAUUUCCGAUCCGCUCCACCAUAGACUGGCCUGGCGUCCAGGAGGAUUUGUGUGUCACGGUCGUGUCCCGCGCGCUGCGAUCUCCUGGGAUCGACAUAAGCUCGGCCCUGGCCAGCCUUCAGGAGCAGAAUCUUCAGGGCCAGUCUGCGCUGCAAUCACUGCAGACUGCUGUGCAAGAGCAGUCUUCCCAGGAUGUGACGAUCAACGAUUUACCUGUACGGACGUGGUGUCAACAGCAGGGCUCGAACUGGCAUAACGUCUUCUGCGCCGAAGUAAUGCGUUGUGUGAUCACAGCCGACCAGCGAUGCCGAGAACAGGUUUGUGCCGGAGCUCCUGCGUCGGAGCAAAACAUGUGUCAGACGCGCUGUCUGGAGUAUGCUCCGAGCUCCCAACGGCCGGAGGCCGUAGCCUUUACCAACUCCAUGGCCACGGAGUGUGCUGAAUUUCAGAGCAACGGGUGGGGAGGCUCCACGCCGAACCGCACAACGCCGAACAGCACAACAGGCUUCCCAGACGGUUUGAAUCUUCCGAGCGAGUGUGCGGAGGUGGCGACCCAGCAGAUGCAGAUGUUCAAUAUGCUGACACAGCAGCAGCAGGAAAGCUCCGAAGAACAGUGUUCCUAUGCCACACUGGCUGUGAACAAUGUCGACUUUAUCGCUGGCAUUCUCGUGGGAGCGCAGGCUGGCAUGCUUCUCAUUCCCUCCGCACUUAGCAUCCUCGGCGGCCUCGCUGAGUCUUUGUACAAUGUCAAGGCACUCUUCCCGGGCCAUCAGGAGGUGCCCUGGAUCUUGGUGCUGACCUCUUUCCAGGCCCUGCCCAUUUACGCUGCCAUGUUGGCAGUCAUCCAACAGCUUAUGGGGAACGCCAUGCUGACGGUGAGCUGCAUCAGCUUUGUCUUAUGGAUCGUGCUUCCCGCGUUCACGGGGAUGAGGAGUCGAAAGCUGCAUGCCGGUUCGGAAGGACGGUGGAACUUCUAUCGCAAGGUAUGGGUGGAGUAUGGCUUACGAGUCCCGCUGAUCAUUGCCAUUGGACUGUCCGUGAGCAAUUUCAUGAGGGACUGGCUUGGUACAGAUUUUCUGCAAGAUCGCAACCCAUUGCCUAUUCUGAUCUUCUCGGCGCUGGAGUACUAUGCUCGCAAGACUUUGACGGCAGUAGCUGGAACUGAUGUUAUGAUUUCAACCUUCCUGCAGUCUGAAACAUGGCGUGCCGCCUUCACUGAGCAAGACAUAGCCGCCAACAAGGAUCGCAUUGACGCCCUCUGCCCCAUCUUGCUUUCAUCGUCAAAGACGCACGCAAGUCCAGCAGAUGUUGCGGAAAGCGAGACCAAGUUGCAGGAAGACGCCUCUUCGCCUCAGCAGCCACAAAACACGACGAAAGGCGACGCGCAAUCCUUGGUUGUUUCACCCCACGAGGUCCAAGAAGUGCAUGAAGUGCAUGUUUCUGACGGUGGAGAAGUUAAUGAAAGCAGCGACAUCGACAACAAGUCGUCAUCGUUGCACUAG
Molecule: messenger RNA, 1992 nt
Organism: Symbiodinium pilosum
Lineage: Eukaryota; Dinophyceae; Suessiales; Symbiodiniaceae
Source: the annotation of a GenBank genome assembly